This is a messenger RNA of Poecilia reticulata (guppy), 6954 nucleotides long. Its product is annotated as membrane-associated phosphatidylinositol transfer protein 2-like. Gene Ontology annotation, molecular function: phosphatidylcholine binding; phosphatidylcholine intramembrane carrier activity; phosphatidylinositol binding. The record is from RefSeq and is a predicted model, not a curated record. Gene Ontology annotation, biological process: phospholipid transport. Lineage: Eukaryota; Metazoa; Chordata; Actinopteri; Cyprinodontiformes; Poeciliidae. Gene Ontology annotation, cellular component: cytoplasm.
ACGAAUGCAACGUCACACUGGACUUUUAUUUUGAAAUGACUACCGGAAGUACGAUGCUCUCAUUAUCUGCGUUGUGUUUCGUGUCGCGCUUGAGAAGGCUGAAGUCUAAGCAGCAGUUCAGACUUGAGAGGACUGGCAAGUUAUGAUGAUGAGAGCUCCUUGUCCGUCUUCUCGUCGCCCUUCCCGGUUCUGUGGACGGAAGCAGCAGCUAAUGGCCUGAACGCAGCCCUGUCUGCGUUUUCUUCACCGCAGGACGAGCCCACUCACCAACUCACUGGGUCGUAGCGCGAAUACUCCAAGGACAUUUUAACGUUUCUACAGUUUUUGGCCUUUUCUGUCGAUUGAGGAAAUCCAGCGUGUUGCUCUCCCGCGCAAUGAUGUGGACAGAUUUUGUAAACAUGGGCAGAACCUGCGGUUGGUUUCAUGUAGCCCACCCCCGGGGCUGAUGAUGUGUCUACGCUUGUCAUUUUUAAACGUCGUACCCGCAUCCCUUCCCCUGUCGAGGCGACAGACACACAAACAGACCGACGAGCCAGUGGACGGAAAUCAGUCACUGACUUUCGUUGCGCUCCGUUCGGCUAUGGCAUCGCUGAGAUCGGAGGCUGCCUCAUGCUGAAGGGACAUCUGUGUUUCUGGAAGAAGGUGGUGGCCAUAAAACCCAGAGGAGAGACUGAUGAACUUUGAAUCCCAGACUGCUGCUGCUGCUGCUGCUGCUGGAGGAGUGUGUUGAAGGCAGAGGUGCUUCGGGUUCAGGAACUAUCCAUGCAGACUUCAGCCCGGUGAUCUGACGAGUCACAUAUAGGAGCAACCAGAGCUUCUCCUCUUCCCUCUCCCCAUUCCUUCCCUCACCCCUCCCUCCUCCCUCCCCCUUUUCCCCCGUUUCCUCGUCACUCUUCUACCUGAUUUCCCCCCUCGACCCCCCCAAUCUGCUCCAAAAUUCACCAUGCUCAUUAAGGAGUAUCGCAUCCCCAUGCCCCUGAGUGUGGAGGAGUACCGCAUUGCCCAGCUCUACAUGAUCCAGAAAAAGAGCAGAGAAGAGAGCUGCGGUGAAGGAAGUGGGGUGGAGAUCCUUGAGAAUAAGCCCUACACCGAUGGACCAGGUGGUGUGGGUCAGUACACCCAUAAGGUCUACCACAUAGGCAUGCACAUUCCUGGCUGGUUCCGCUCCAUCCUGCCCAAAGCUGCUCUGAGGGUCGAAGAGGAGUCCUGGAAUGCCUACCCUUACACCCGAACAAGAUACACCUGUCCGUUUGUUGAGAAGUUCUCCAUCGACAUUGAGACUUACUAUAAGCCUGACACAGGCAACCAAGCUGAUGUCUUUAACUUAUCUGCAGCAGACAAGAGGCAAACAACUAUUGACGUUAUCGACAUAGUGACAGAUCCCAUCCCCCCACAUGAGUACAUUUCAGAGGAGGACCCGAAGCUGUACACGUCAGCCAAGACCCAGAGGGGGCCCCUGCAGGAUGACUGGAUAGAGGAGUACAAUGACAACCCAGGGAAGACUCCCAUCAUGUGUGCCUAUAAACUUUGCAAAGUGGAGUUUCGCUACUGGGGCAUGCAGUCCAAGAUUGAACGCUUCAUCCAUGAUGUUGGGCUCAGAAAGGUUAUGGUGCAUGCCCACCGGCAGGCCUGGUGCUGGCAGGACGAGUGGUAUGGCCUAACCAUGGACGACAUCAGGCAGCUGGAGCUGGAAACCCAGCUGGCCCUGGCCAGGAAGAUGGCCAAGUUUCUCCAUGGCGAGGAGCUCUCCGAAUCCAACGGAAGCACAGUGUCUCCAGACAAAGAGCAGGAGGCCAAAGAGGCAAUCGGCUCUAUUGAGGCAGAGGAAACGGCCACCAGAUCAGUAGAGACUCUGCAGCCGCGAGGAGUCCUCACCAAGCAGUGGUCCACCUCAUCCAGAUCCUCCCGCUCAUCCAAGAGAGGAGUGAGCCCGUCGCGUCACAGCAUCUCUGAGUGGAGGAUGCAGAGCAUAGCGCGCGAUUCAGACGACAGCUCGGACGAGGAAUUCUUUGACGCCCAUGAGGAUCUCUCGGAUGGUGAGGAGGUUUUCCCAAAAGAAAUUGCCAAGUGGAACUCCAACGACUUCAUGGACAAGAUUGAAACUGUGGACACGGACGAUAGUCCUGAGAACUUUAAGGAAAUGAGCAUCGAUUAUGACAGAGCAUCGAGCGAGGACAGACUGGAUGAGAUGCGUGACUCUCUUAGCGGCCAAGCCGAUAGCUCUCCUAUCCCCACCAUCACGGUAACGAGGCACCAGUCAGAGAGCUCGUCUCAGCAGAGUCUGCAGCCUUCCAAGAUCCACGUCUUGAUACUGGUUCUGCACGGAGGGAACAUCCUGGACACGGGCGGAGGGGACCAGAGCAGCAAGCAGGCCGACGUCAACACCAUCAGCACGGCGUUCGACACAGUCAUGCGCGUUCACUACCCCGCUGCGCUCGGACGCAUCGCCAUCCGCUUGGUGCCCUGCCCCGCCAUCUGUGCCGAGGCCUUCUCUCUGGUCUCCAACCUGAGCCCUUACAGCUAUGAUGAGGGAUAUCUGUCCAGCAGCCAGGACCACAUCCCGCUCGCAGCUCUGCCUCUGCUGGCCACCUCGUCUCCACAAUACCAGGACGCCGUGGCCACUGUCAUUGUUCGCGCCAACCAGGUGUAUUCCGACUUCAUUAAGUCUCAGGAUGGCGCGACCUUCUCUGGCCAGGUUUGCCUCAUUGGGGACUGUGUGGGAGGAAUAUUGGGGUUUGAUGCUCUCUGUAACAGCACCCCCACGGUAAAUGAAAGCCAGAACAGCAGCCGCAGAGGCAGCGUCAUCAGCGUGCAGGACCAGGACCUUCUCUCUCCCGGCAUCAUCGUCAACAGCGGACAUGGGUCAUCAUCCCCAACACUGGAGAGCAGCCGCCACCUGAGUCGCAGCAACAUUGAUAUUCCUCGUGUCAGUUCAAGUGAUGACACCAAGAAGCAGCUGCCGCGCAAGAGAAGCGACUCGUCCACCUACGAAAUGGACACAAUUAAACAACACCAAGCUUUUCUGUCAAGCUUGCACUCUAGCGUCCUUAAGAGCGACGCAGGGUCCCGCAGGUCGAGCAGCAGCACCAUGCUGGACGGAAGCUCCCUGGGGAAGUUUGACUUUGAGGUGUCGGACUUUUUCCUGUUUGGUUCUCCGCUGGGCUUGGUGCUGGCCCUGAGGAAGACUGUGAUCCCUAUGCUGGAUGUGGCCCAGCUGAGGCCGGCCUGUCAGCAGGUCUAUAACUUGUUCCACCCAGCUGAUCCCUCCGCCUCCCGCCUGGAGCCUCUGCUGGAGCGGAAAUUUCACCUCCUCCCUCCUUUUAGCGUGCCCCGUUACCAACGCUUCCCCCUCGGAGAUGGAAACUCGGCCUUGCUGGUGGAGACAGUCCAGAGCAACGCUCAGCUGCUACUCGAUAGCGGGCCCCCCCUGUCCUUUCGCUGUCAGGAGACCAUCAGUGAGACCUGCAUUCCUGUUCCUGUGCUAAACUGGCAGGAGAACUCCCUGAAAGCCACACCCGCCACCUUGGAGUCGGAUGUUGUUCAGUCUCAUGGUGGUGUCUUCAUGGAAAAUUCGUACCCCUCAUCCCCCAUAAUGGGCCCCUUCCCCAGGGGCCAACGGAGGGCCAGUGAGAUCAGCAUUGCCAGCCAGGUCUCAGGAAUGGCAGACAGUUUCACUGCCACCAACAUAGCCAACACCAAAUCAGAGCAGAUUAGCCAAUCCAAUAAGCUCAGUCUGUUAUCCCAACUUGCCCUAACAACCCAAAACUUAUUCUCCAUAAAAAAUCCUCUGAAGUUCUAUAAAAAAGCCGAGGCUGACCUGACUGACGAAGAUCUGAGUUUUGAGACAUACUCAGGUGAAAGUCUAAGUUCCAUCUACCAGUACGACAGCAUCCAAUCAUGCAGGCUGGACUGUGCUAUACACGACCUGGUGUCGUUGGACUCCCAAGCUGAAGUUGAUGAAGUUGCAGCACGCUGGUGGGGCACAAAGCGCCUGGACUUUGCUCUGUACUGCCCCGAUGCUCUGACUGCCUUUCCUACAGUGGCUUUGCCGCACCUCUUCCACGCUUCUUACUGGGAAUCCACAGAUGUUGUAUCUUUCCUCUUGAGGCAGGUCAUGAGGCAUGAAAACUCCAGCAUCCUGGAGCUGGAUGGGAAGGAGGUGUCAGAGUUCACCCCCUCUAAACCUCGGGAGAAGUGGCUCCGGAAGAGGACUCACGUCAAGAUCCGGAACGUGACUGCCAACCAUCGAGUGAACGACGGCGUGUUCCCUGAAGACAGCCAGCAGGUCAUCACCGGUCGCUUCAUGUAUGGCCCUCUGGACAUGGUGACUCUAGCUGGGGAGAAGGUCGACCUUCACAUCAUGACCCAGCCUCCGUCAGGAGAGUGGGUGUUCUUCAGCACGCAAGUGACUCAAAGCAGCGGCCGCGUGUCGUUUAACAUCCCAGAGGAGAAGCGUCUGGGCAUCGGAGUCUACCCUGUGAAAAUGGUUGUCAGAGGCGACCACACGUUUGCAGACAGCUACUUGACUGUUGUCCCACGUGGCACAGAGUUUGUGGUGUUCAGCAUCGAUGGGUCAUUCGCUGCCAGCGUCUCAAUCAUGGGUAGCGAUCCGAAGGUCAGGGCAGGAGCCGUGGACGUCGUCAGACACUGGCAGGAUUUAGGUUAUUUGAUCAUCUAUGUGACGGGGCGUCCAGACAUGCAGAAGCAGCGGGUGGUGGCCUGGCUUUCUCAGCACAACUUCCCACACGGCAUCGUCUCCUUCUGCGACGGAUUAGUCCACGACCCGCUUAGGCACAAGGCCAACUUCCUCAAAACACUGACAGAGUCUAAUAUGAAGAUCUUCGCUGGAUAUGGAUCGACCAAAGACAUCUCUGUCUACACCUCCAUCGGCAUUCCUCCUUCUCAGGUCUACAUCGUCGGCAGACCCUCCAAGAAGAUGCAGAACCAGUGCCAGUUCAUCACAGAGGGGUACGCGGCCCACUUGUCCCAGCUGGAGUACAACCAACGCUCUCGGCCCGCCAAGUCCAGCAGCGCGCGCAUGGUCCUGCGCAAGGGCAGCUUCGGCCUGGGUGCCAACAGCGACUUCUUGAGGAAAAGGAACCACCUGCUGCGCACCAUCUCCUCCCAGCCGGCGCCCAGCUCCCCGACGGGCAGCUUCCACAACAGGCCCGAGCGCACGCAGAGCCAGUCGGACAGCGAGCGGCUGGAGCGGGAGAGGCUGGAGCGGACCCUCAGCCACAGCCCCGGGGCGUCGCAGCGCAGCAUGAGCAUCACGGCGAGCUGCUGGGGCCGCAGCGGCAGCACCAAGCUGGAGCCGUUCCCGUUCAACCCCAAAUGAGAGAGUACAGGCGCUUGGGAGGACGAGCGCAGAGACAGGAAACGCUGCGGGUUUGAACCAAGUGGGCGAAACGCCACCGGGGGGCGGGAGGAUCUGGUGCUACAGACCACUUAUCAGCAAUUAAAUGAUUUCAGUGGAGACUGUGGAAGUUUUGUUGUUAUUGUUUUAAGCCAGGCGAGUCCUCCUGAAGCCACACAUUACGCAAACAUAAAUUAAUUUAAACGGUUUCUUCUGUUCAGUGAAUAUUUUUUGGCCAUGAAUAUAAGCUCAGAACUCCUCCUACAGGUUGUUAUACUUGACUGCACACAAUGAAGCGCCUCCACGACAUAAGGGAAUUACUCUGAUUCUGCACCGCGGCUGACAGAUGUGGCCAAAGCAAAGCACAGACACGGCAACAGAGACUCACUUUCUGUGCUGCAGAUUUUAAGCAUCAGCCCUUUUGUUCUGCAAAUCUGUGAAAGCAGAGCUGAGACUUGAUUAACACUGGACCGAGCGCAUUUAUAAAUAAGUCUUACUCAUUUACCGAGAAUUGACGAAAAUGAAUCCAAGCCAAACAGAAAUUAUUUAAGCAGACGCCUGAAACAGCCAAGACUAAAAGUUGUGCUCUCCAGUUUUCCUCGCACCACAACUCAAAAGAAUCCCGCAGAGCGAACGCUGAACUGACCCUUUAAAUAUGAUUAACGCCGGAUUUCUACUGCACCUGAUGUUUGACUCAACUUUAGGAAAAACCUCGACUGUACAGCAAAGGUGCCAAAAUAAGCAGUGUAGAACAAUAUGCUGAAUCUGAGCAGAGAGGAUCACAUAAAGGUCUUCUCUGUAUAAAAACAUGGAAUAAAUUGUGUAAGUAUGUUGCUAAGCGCCCGAACGAGGCCUGUACAUAGUUGUUACAACACAGUGCAGAUCUGGUAUCUGGUCCACUGAAGACCAGUUUAAAGUGUCUUCUUUACUAUGAGGGUGACAUGAUUGAUAAUCAGUGCUAUUUAAUAAUAUAGCCAUGUUAAAAUUCAUCAAUUUUUGUGAACAAAAUGGUGUUUUGAGGUUAAGUUUUUGCUAUGUUAUGUAUUUUUAUUUCUUCAAAAUUGAGUUUCAGCAGCCAAAAAAAAACAAAAAACGCAGAAAUCCUUGCCUGUAUUGUAUUUUUAUCAUUUCACCUUGCAGAUCACCAGGGUUGUAUCAGAACUGUUAUCUUGUGUCAUAUAUAUGGGAUGUUUGAUAUUAGCCAUGUUUAGCCAUUUUGGAUUUCUGCUGUUUCCCCCCCCCCUCCCUGAUUUUUACUGAGCUGUAAAUGAAGCAUUGAAUGUGCUCUUAGAUAUCCCUCCCUGCAUCGCCGACUCCCUCUCUGUUCUCUGGUGCACCUUUAGAGGAAGACAGAGCUCCAGAUGUAAAUCCUGUACGAUACGUUGUGGAAACUAGGAAAGCGGAGCCGAGACCUGCUGUAUGAUGUUUGAUAUUUAUUUCUAAAGUUUAGUAAAUUUUCAUGCCUUUUUUUUUUUUUUUGAAAUAUAAUUACUUGUCCUUCUUGAGUUAUCUCCACACUUAUUGGCGCCUUUGGAAAUGACGUGUAAGGAGGAAGCAAAACUUAUAAUAAACUUGUUUCUUGCAGAAGUUUAAUUGGA